Molecule: messenger RNA, 4029 nt
Organism: Pangasianodon hypophthalmus (striped catfish)
Lineage: Eukaryota; Metazoa; Chordata; Actinopteri; Siluriformes; Pangasiidae
Gene: tnk1
Product: tyrosine kinase, non-receptor, 1
Exons: 14
Coding region: 389-2605 (738 amino acids)
Biological process (GO): multicellular organism development; positive regulation of kinase activity; protein phosphorylation
Cellular component (GO): signaling receptor complex
Molecular function (GO): ATP binding; protein binding; transmembrane receptor protein tyrosine kinase activity
Source: RefSeq, a predicted model, not a curated record
GGAAGAGGCGGAGUGCAAACUCAGCGACGACUUCAGGUGCAAUCUGUUGGGUUACCACCAACCACUGGAUCACUUCCAGGAUCGCAAAACUAUCAGGACGGGAAAUACUUAAGUAGGAAUGCGACUUCAGAGAAGACUAGGCACUGCUUCUUGCUAAAGCUCUCACACUAGGCUGGAUCCAGAGCUACGAGUCACAUUCAAAGGAAAACCUGUGAGAAACGAGCUCGAAACCGCGAACUGUGUGAAAGCAGUGCAGUUAAACCUGUGACAAGUUGCGGCUAGAAGCUAACAGCCUGCUCUGUAAGGCUUUGGAAAGAAGAUUCCUCGAAGAAACUCGGACUUCCUGUUUACCUGCCUAUUGCCUGCUGUGCUGAACAGCCAUGGAAUUAUGAUGGAUCAAGACACUCAGUUGCUGUACCAGCUUUUGGCAGAAGUGCAGCUGGAGCGAUUUUUCCUGAAGAUCCGUGAUGAACUGAAUGUGACACGUAUUGAACACCUGGAUUAUGUCAAGGACACAGAUUUGGAACAGAUAGGCAUCAGGAAACCAGGGCAAAGACGAUUAUGGGAAGCAGUCAAGCGUUACAAAACAAAUAUGCGGCCACGGUCAUGGAUGGCCAAGGUCUUUCGUGGACCAGAAGGAGGUGACCAGUCGAGUGGUGGUGUGCCUGGGCCAGGGCCAGACGUAGUACGAGCUCUUACCUGCCUUAUCAAGGACAGUGAGCUGAUGUUUGGGGACAAGCUGGGCUCAGGCUCCUUUGGGGUGGUGAGGAAGGCAGAGUGGCAUAUGCCUACUGGACAAGUGUUGCCUGUAGCAGUGAAGACUCUCAGGUCCAGUAUGUCCAGGGAGGCAGAUCUAAUAACAGACUUUCUGCAGGAGGUCACUACCAUGCAGUCCCUGGACCAUCCUAAUAUUAUCCGUCUCUAUGGUGUGGUCCUCACCCAGCCUCUAAAGAUGGUGACAGAGCUGGCUACUUUUGGUUCUUUGUAUGACAUAGUCCGUAUGCGGCGGGGGAUUUACCCACUGGCUCGUCUCUGGCUCUUCAGCACCCAAAUUGCUGCAGGAAUGGAGUAUUUGGAGUCACGUCAUUUCAUUCACAGAGAUCUGGCAGCCCGGAAUGUGCUUCUGGCCUCCAAAGACCUGGUGAAGAUAGCAGACUUUGGCCUUAUGAGGGGCCUGGGUCACGACAAAGACCACUACAUCAUGGGAGCCCACAGACGCAUCCCUUUUGCUUGGUGUGCUCCUGAGAGUUUGCGUGUGGGCUUUUUCUCACAUGCCUCAGAUGUCUGGAUGUAUGGGGUUACACUGUGGGAGAUGUUCACCUACUGUGAGGAGCCCUGGCUUGGGUUGUCUGCAAGACAGAUCCUGUUUCGUGUGGAGCGGGAGGGAGAGCGCUUGCCAAGGCCUUCUGACUGUCCUCAGGAGCUCUACAGUGUGAUGCGGAAAUGCUGGGCCUGCAAUCCAACAGAUCGGCCCACAUUUGCCCAGCUCACCACUUUGGUGGCUGAGGCUCAGCCUAUGGAAGUGCGUGCAUUACGGGAUUUUGCAGAGGCCAGAAAGCUCACUCUACAGGUCAAUGAUACAGUGACUGUCAUAGACCAUGGGCUGGAUUUGUGUGAGUGGAAGGGUCAAAACCAGAGGACACUAUGUAUUGGUUGGUUUCCUCCAACACUGACCACUUCCUUCGUUCCUUCAACGGGACCACUCAGUCCUAAUUCUGGAGCUGGUUUCAUUUCUUCACCACUCAGAGGAAGCUUACAGCACACUGGACAUGGCGACAUCAAUCCAGAACGCACCUGGGGAGCCCCAGAACGACUUGACGACCCUGGAAACUGGAGAACUCCUUUGGUGAGGGAGAAGCAAGAAUCCAAUCUAAAGAAAAUGGCAGGAAUGUCCCGCAGUCUAGAAUCUGUCCUGGGCUUCAAUCAAAACAAGGGUCAAGGUGGUAAUGGUAACUUUGUUCAGCGAGUUAACGAACAAAAACACAUCUCAGGUGCCCUCGUCCAGGACUCUCGCAGGUUCAGUGAUGCGAGUGGCAUCAUCCCUCCUCCACGGCCACCACAACCCAACUUCAAACGCUUAAAGCAUCAGAACAUGAUUUUUGAUCGGCGAGUUGCAGGAAAUCCAGUCCCUUCUUGGUUUCUUCCUCCUUCACAUCCAAAUGUGCAGUUCCAGCCACAGCAGCAGACUAGAGGUGUUACCAACCUAACCAAGAUGGCCCAUCUGGCCAAAUCAAGCCCCCAGCUAGAUAGCGACAUGGAUAUGGAGAAAGAGAGAGAGAGAGAAAGGGAGCGAGAGAAAGAAAGAGAGAAGGUACGGGAAAGGUACCCACCACAACAGAUCCAGGUAGAUAAGGAGACCCUCAAAGCACAGGUUCAGGCAGCGGUUCAUGGAGUAACUAUUGAAGAAGUUCAGAAAGCCCUACAACGCAAUGACUGGAAUCCAGUGAGGGCAGAGCAACAGCUGAAGGUGGAGCAGCUUUACUACAUGAACCAAUGCUCUCGAGAGGACUGCCAUAAGAUACUAGCUCGCUACAACUGGGACCUACAACAGGCCAGCCGUUUCGUUAUCCGCAUGGCUACUGAGAGACGCAGUGAGAGACCUUAGAAACAAGAUGAUAUAUUUCAGUCAGACAUCUCAAUAAAGAGAUAUUCUGUGAGCUACACUUCAGGAUUUAAGGGCCCUGUGCCAAACAGCAAAAAGGGAGCAUCACUGAACUGCCUUACUGACCACUGCUGUGCCACUGUGGUGCUUGUCUCUCUUUGUGGUUGGAUCAUUCCCAACUAUUGGGGGCUCAUAGUCUAACACUACAUUCAGACAUAGCUUCAGAUCUAGUAACACAUUUCGGUAAUCUGUGUUAGUCCCAUUUUUGGGGGAAACAAAAUGCAAAAUGCAGGAGCAGUAUUUCUGAUUCAUCACAUUUGAGGAAUAAGAUAAGGUUCUUUGCUACACACCUUGCUAUAUGAGCAAACAGACAAUACCUAGUCCUGCCCUUUUACCUGUUUUAAAGUGGUUGAUUCAGUCACAAAUUUUGUGGAAGAUAUGUCCUCUGAGCUAGAAGCUGUCCCUACAUGAAUUAAAAGCUGCUUGCCUUUCAAACGUCAUACUUCCAAGUGUGUAGCAACUCAGCAUUGCCCCCUGCCUGCUGAAUGAACAAGUCAGACACCUUCAUUAAACUUUUCUACCUAUGGUGAAUCACUCAACCUCAGCACUCAUGCUACAAAUGAAGGAUUUGUUUAAAAUGUUUUACUUCAGUAUAAUUCAAGUAAAUAAUAAAUGGAGUGGAGAGAGUGGAACAGAAACUCUGGACUGGAUAUAAAUUUCUAUAUAGAAAAUCUAGUUCAUUUAACUGCUUUUGUUGAAUAUGUAAUAGGUGGAUAGAAAAAGAUUGAUUAAUGUGUAUAUCUGAAUCUGUGUUAAAUUAAAACUGACACUUAUAUGAAUGAACUACAUGAACCUUUCGAUGCCAAAAGUAGACAGAACUGUAGCAGGGUGUCAUUUCAAUUCUGGCUCCUUAUAUCAUUUGCUACUCGUCUUGGUUGCAAAGUGUUGCAAACAAACUGGAAUCAGCACAAAAAUACAGGAGUAUGAUCCAGUGACUUUCGUAUUGCACAUAUAUUAAAAUACUUCAUCAGAUAACCAAAAAAAUGAAAAAUGAAAAAACAAGAGAGAAUACAGAUAGUUCAAUCGCUAAACAGAAUAUUCUGACGGAAGCAACAUCAGUUAAGAGAUACUGUAGUCCAAAGAAAGACGUAACAGGCACCAAUAAAGGCCACUGAUUAGCUUUUAGGUCAUUCCACAGGGCUGGGCAACAGAACAAUAUGCUAUUGGUAUCAUGACAAAUACACUUGGUAUAAUGAUAAAUAAACCUUUGAGUACUUUUAUAAAAGUAGCUGUUACUUAAAGUAGCAAGUAGAUGAUUGGAUGUUGAAGUACAUUUUUUGUACCAAAUUGCGCUGCUUUUACAUGUUUACAUGUAGAAAAUUCUGUAUUCUGUAGAUGUUAAAUAAAAUUAUUCACAUGUUAUUUGA